CGUUAACAACACUAACUGGAAACUGGAAUCGCUCGUCAUCGCACGUCAUCGCAAUCGCGAGUGAUCGCGAGCAGAGGCCAAAGCGGAGUUAUUUUCGUAACGUAACGAUUCACCCGAGAUAUAUGAUAUACGGCAAGCGACGACCCUGCAAUCUGCAAUCUGUACGGCUCGCAUCGCUUGCAUGGUCGUUCGUGGGAUGGGAACGCGACGUUGAUGAUUGACAGGAUCUCUCGGAGUUCGGAGUGAUUCUCGCGCCGUGGAAUAUGCUGACGCUGAAAGCGACCGUUGUUAGUUGCUCCUUUAGGCUUAGACGCGCUCGUGUCCUUGAGAAUUUCUUGCCGAGAGGAGUGAGGGGCAGUUCGGCCGCUUCCAUCGAGCCCGAAGGAAAGAUGUCGUUCGAAGACGAGAAACAAAAAUUCUUGGCCAUGUCGCCAGAGGAAAAGAGGAACUUUUACAAGGCAAAGGUAACGACUCUUGAUCAGAUUCCCACAUGGUCAGAGUAUUGGGACAAAAACAAAUCCAAUAUCGCCAAAACUGUUGAAAAAGUUGAAAAAGUCGACGAGGCUGUGGCUAAGAAAGUAUCGAUGUGGCAAGGAGACAUAACGUCGCUCGAGAUAGACGUGAUUGUCAAUGCUGCUAAUUCGAGUCUUUUGGGAGGUGGUGGAGUCGACGGAGCUAUUCACCGAGCAGCAGGGCCAAAUUUAAGGAAAGAAUGCGCAACGUUGGGAGGAUGUAGAGUUGGCGAAGCUAAAAUCUCGGGAGGUUAUAUGCUGCCAGCUAAAUAUAUUAUCCAUACUGUUGGUCCGCAAGGUGAAAAGCCGGAUAAAUUGAAAGAAUGUUACGAGAAUAGUCUGAUUCUGGUUAAAGAAAAUCAUCUGCGUACUGUCGCAUUUCCAUGCAUAUCUACUGGAAUUUACGGAUAUCCGCAAAGACCAGCGGCCAAAGUGGCUUUAUCGACAGUUAAGAAGUUUCUUCUCGAUAAUAAAGAUGCUGUGGAUAGAAUCAUCUUUUGCUUAUUUCUGGAAAGCGAUAAAGAUAUAUAUGAGGAGCUGUUGCAAAAGUACUUUGCAACUUAAUUAAAUGUUUGUUGAUAGAUAAGUUUCUACUUGUGCAAAAUAAAAUUCUUCGCAAGGUUCAAUACGUAAUCUUAUAUAUCGUAUUUGAAAAAUAAAUAUUCAUGCGGAGUAAUAUAA
Molecule: messenger RNA, 1193 nt
Organism: Temnothorax curvispinosus
Lineage: Eukaryota; Metazoa; Arthropoda; Insecta; Hymenoptera; Formicidae
Product: macro domain-containing protein CT2219-like
Exons: 6
Coding region: 264-1076 (270 amino acids)
Biological process (GO): purine nucleoside metabolic process; peptidyl-glutamate ADP-deribosylation; DNA damage response
Cellular component (GO): nucleoplasm
Molecular function (GO): ADP-ribosylglutamate-[protein] hydrolase activity
Source: RefSeq, a predicted model, not a curated record